UACGAGAUUUACCCACACAAACCAUACUUCUCAACAAAACAUGUUCGAGUGCUUGAAAAAGGAGUACCAGUUGUGCGAAGAACUCGGGCGUGGUAGAUUCGGCACCGUCUACCGCUGCUUCUCGCCGUCCACCGGAGAAUCUUUCGCCUGCAAAACCAUCGACAAGAAUCUCCUCCUGGACCCCACCGACCGCGAGUGCUUAGAGAAAGAGCCCAAGAUCCUCCAACUCCUCGCCGGGAACCCAAACAUCCUUAACCUCUUCGGAGUGUACGAGGGCGACGGCUACCUCCACAUCAUCACCGACCUCUGCGGCGGCGGCGACCUCUACGAGCGGGUGUCGUCGCGCGGCCCGCUGUCGGAGCCGUCCGCCGCCGUCAUUUUCCGGCAGCUCGUGUCGGCCAUCAGGAGUUGCCACCUCGCCGGGAUCGCCCACCGGGACAUAAAACCCGACAACGUCUUGUUCGACUCUCACGGCGGCCUGAAGCUCGCCGAUUUCGGGUCGGCGGAGUGGUUCGGAGGGUACGAUGAUGAGGAGAAUGUGGCGGCGAUGAGUGGGGUGGUGGGGACGCCCUACUAUGUGGCGCCGGAGGUGUUGAUGGGGAGAGACUAUAGCGAGAAGGUGGACGUGUGGAGCGCCGGCGUGAUUCUGUACAUAAUGCUCGCCGGUGUUCCGCCUUUCUACGGCGAAUCUCCGGCGGAAACUUUCGAAGCUGUUCUCAGAGCGAAUUUGAGGUUUCCCACCAGGAUUUUCCGGUCUGUUUCGCCGGAAGCUAAAGAUCUGCUCAGGAAGAUGAUAUGCAAGGACCCUUCUCGACGCUUCUCAGCAGAACAAGUACUAAGUCACAAGGCUGGUGUUAUCAAUGCAUACCUUCAAGGCAUCCAUGGGUUCUUAGUGGAGGAGAAACCAACUCCCUUGAUUGAUCUAGCUCACUUCAUAGGAGGACUACAUGCAAUAUUACAACUAUAUAUAGACUUUUUAAAGAUGGUUGUAAGAAUGUGUGAUGUAAAGAUGCAAGUAUGGCCUAUUUUGUAGACUUAAAAAGGCUAGGCUCUUUCUUGGCCCUAUAGUAAUUUGAGCAAUAAGAGUUUGGGACUGUAUACAUCAAUCAAGCCAUGGGUUUUCUCCUAUGUUUUUGGUUUGAUUAAGAAUCCUAGGUUGAGGGAAGUGCCCACAGAUUAAGGAUCACUUUCUGCAGUGGCUGCCAUGUAUAUAUUAUCCUGGUUUUGCAAAUCUGUGUGGAAAUGUUUAA
Molecule: messenger RNA, 1250 nt
Organism: Ipomoea nil (Japanese morning glory)
Lineage: Eukaryota; Viridiplantae; Streptophyta; Magnoliopsida; Solanales; Convolvulaceae
Product: phosphoenolpyruvate carboxylase kinase 2-like
Exons: 3
Coding region: 41-1033 (330 amino acids)
Biological process (GO): protein autophosphorylation; peptidyl-serine phosphorylation; intracellular signal transduction
Cellular component (GO): nucleus; cytoplasm
Molecular function (GO): ATP binding; calcium/calmodulin-dependent protein kinase activity; calcium-dependent protein serine/threonine kinase activity
Source: RefSeq, a predicted model, not a curated record